Messenger RNA from Drosophila innubila, 1891 nucleotides. RefSeq lists its product as uncharacterized. The coding region runs from base 249 to 1733 and encodes 494 amino acids. The transcript has 7 exons. The record is from RefSeq and is a predicted model, not a curated record. Lineage: Eukaryota; Metazoa; Arthropoda; Insecta; Diptera; Drosophilidae.
GAUUGUCGAUCGUCGAUCUCAUCUCAAGUUGUUGUUAAUUGUUGUUGUUGUUUUUUCUGCGCUUUGUGACUGUGUUAAAUGUAUCGCUUUGUGGUUUGAUCUUAAUAAGAAUGUCAACAUCAUCAUCAUCUGCGCAUUGAACAAUUGCAAGAGGGUCUUAUUGGAAUUUCCCAUACAUUACUUAAGCUUUGAUAUAUGAAGCUCAGUGCGCAACGGUGCAUUGAGUGCGCGAGCGAGCCCAGAAAGACAUGAACAAACUACGCAACUUGCUGCCGGGUCAGCAGUCAAAGGAGUCGGCGCGCCAAUCGGUCACAUUGGAACCAGAGAUUGGCUUUCAGAUCACAAUCGGGACUCAUGAGCAACAACAGAAUCAAAACCAAAACGAGAGUGCGCUCGGUUUUAGCCGAAGCAACGGAACGACGACUGCAAUGCCCGAGUUGAAUGUUCAUCUAAUUGCGGCACGGCACCUUCCCUCUCUAUUCGGCUUUAAGAUUGUUCAAGGCUAUCUAAUUAAGGUCAAACUUUUUCCAGGCACUAAACGCUUGGAUAGCAGCAUUCAAACCAACUCUUGGCCAAAGUUCAAUCAAAAUUUCAAGUUUCCACUGGUCCCAGAUAUAAAGCCUUCUUUGAAACAUGGAUCGGCAUUUUCAACACGACGUCAGACAAAUCCAGUAAAUGGUGAAUUAUCCACUCCGGAAGAACUCUUUGCCGGCCAAUUUUUGGUCUUUACCGUGUAUGCUCUAUUGGAAUUACCUACCACUAGCUUCAAUCGUUUCAACAAGACCUAUCGCUCCCUAAAAGAUAAGAGUUCCAGUUUUGUGCAACGUCUUUCCGCCGGUGCGACAAAUGAAACCCAGUCUGAAAAUGCUACUCCUCAGAAGGGAAAGGGCAAGAAGUCGUCGGAGAAUCCCAGAGAUGCCAUGCCGCCAUUGACGAUAAGUGAAUCCCGCAGAAAUAUAGGCUCUGUCACCUGCUAUCUAGAGCCAAAGAUUUUCAAGCGUAACUCGCGAACUGGAACUUACGCGACGGAGGAACUGUGGCUGCCGAUUAAAGAUAUAACCACAACUGUGGCCAAAACGACACCCAGUAAUAACAACAACUAUCUUACAAAUUCAGCUAAAGGUGUGGUUGAGUUGGCCCUCGAGGUGCGCGAUCUCAACGAGGGUGAAUCCCAAGUGGAGGUGCAGUCAGUAUCCGAUUCACAGCAGGAUAUUGCCAAGGGUGCGUCAUCCGGAGCGGGAGCAAAUAAUUGGCAGCGCAUGACGGCCGAGGUGAAGCGUAAAAUGGGUAUUAGCAAUGUGACCAAUUCUUCCGGCGGAACACUUCUUUUGCGGAUCACGACAUCGCGCAUGCGUUGCUCCAACAAGGUUAAGGACGAGCUGGAGGCGACGGCCGGCGGGGGAGUGUAUGUGAAGACGACCGUCUUUGAGCAUGGCAUCUAUGUGGAUGCCUGGAAAUCGCCGCCCUUCUACCCCUCACUCUCCACGAAGUGGGAUGGCGCUGGCGGCGAUGAGGCAACCAUAUCUGUCCCACUGCGCAGUCUCGAUCAGCUGGAGAAUAUUGUGAUCCGAAUAACGCUGGCGACCAAGCUGAAAAUGGCCAAGAAACUCGUACUGGGCACUGUUCUAAUAGGUGGCAACAACAAUGCCUCCGACACCGGAAUGGAGCAACUGCGGCAUCUACAAAGUUCCCCCCUCAAUCAACGCAUCGCCGCCUGGCAUUGUUAUCAGUAACUGAUUUGGGGAUUGGGAAUUGAAAUUGAGAUUGCCAUUGAUUUCUAAAGAAUAAGCUCAAGUUCAUGCCAAAACAAUAGCUUUUAACUGUUCUCUACGUGUUCGUUUAAUAAAUUAUCAUUCUUUUAUUAUACAGAAAAAAACCAAUUCGGGAUUUU